CAUCAAUUUGCAUUUAAAGGACGAACUAAUAAAUGAAUAACGAAUUGAAACGUUCAGGUGAACUUACAUCAGCGGUCAAAAUGGCCACUUCGGGACUGGGAAUUUUGGCAAGGACAUUCAGUACUUCAGUCAGAUGUAACAAACUUGUACAGACCCCCGUCCAGGUUUAUGGUCUGACUGGCAGCUAUGCCUCAGCUCUCUACUCAGCUGCUAGCAAGGAGAAGUCCCUCGACUCUGUGGAGAAGGACCUUAGAUCUGUGAAGCAACUAUGGGAGAAGGAUACCAAAUUCAGGGACUUCUUUGCUGAUCCCACAGAAAAUGCCAAUAGGAAGAAGACUGCCUUUCAGUCUGUUGUGAAAAAGAAGAGCUACUCAAAAGUAACACAGAACCUGUUUGACACCAUGGCUGACAAUGGCAGGCUCUCUAAGCUGACUGAUGUCAUUAACUUGUACCUAGAGCUUAUGAGUGCGCAUAGGGGAGAGGUCAUCUGUAAAGUCACAACUGCCAAGGCUUUGGAUGCUAACACAAGCAAAGAGCUGAAUGGUAUCCUAGAGGGAUUCCUGCAGCAAGGACAGAAACUUUAUCUACAGACAGAGGUGGACCCCAGCUUGGUGGGAGGAAUGACGGUGACCAUCGGGGACAAGUUUAUAGAUAUGUCCCUCAAAUCUAAAAUUAAGCUGUACACGGACAUUCUCAAGAGUGCCUCCAUCUAGACGGGAGUCAGUCUGCCUCCAUCUAGACCGGAGGGAGUCCCAGUGACCAGACUCUGAUAUCAUACUUGUGUUUGUUACAACUUUAGGAUCAAUAAAAGAAGUAUUUACACUU
Magallana angulata is the source of this 825-nucleotide messenger RNA. Its product is annotated as ATP synthase subunit O, mitochondrial-like. Bases 33 to 713 code for a protein of 226 amino acids. Gene Ontology annotation, molecular function: proton-transporting ATP synthase activity, rotational mechanism. The record is from RefSeq and is a predicted model, not a curated record. Lineage: Eukaryota; Metazoa; Mollusca; Bivalvia; Ostreida; Ostreidae. Gene Ontology annotation, biological process: proton motive force-driven mitochondrial ATP synthesis. The transcript has 8 exons.